AUGUUUGUCAAACGGUCUCACAGCAAUGCUGAGAGCUUCUCAAAGUAUCGAGCCGGCAAGUCCUCGAGUCGGUCAAAGAGAUCGUUCAAAGAUUCCUCUUUUAGUACCUCGAGGAGGUCUGAGUCUGCCCGCCAUUCAGACUCCUCUCCGAUUACAGAUAACCUCAAUUCGGCCAUCAUCACCAUCUGUGUCGGGCCUGACCAGCGUCUCUUUGCCGCCCAUGAGGAUGUGCUCUGUGUAUCCCCCUACUUCUCUGCCUGUUGUCGUGGCCAGUUCUAUGAAUCCCAUACCAAACGCAUAAACCUGCCAAAUGAGCAACCAGAGAUACUCUCAUCCAUCCUCGAGUAUCUUUACAAGGGAGAUUAUUACCCCCGCUUGAUGCAUAACAAGCGUCGAGAUACUUGGCUGCUGGAGGACACUGAUACCACAGGCUCAAGGCCUUCAGCUGAGUCUACCAUUAUCAACCAAGCUGAUGGCACCUUGAUACUAAAGGAUACUGCUAUAUAG
This is a messenger RNA of Trichophyton rubrum CBS 118892, 507 nucleotides long. RefSeq lists its product as uncharacterized. Bases 1 to 507 code for a protein of 168 amino acids. The transcript has 2 exons. Gene Ontology annotation, molecular function: protein binding. NCBI's taxonomy places the organism in Eukaryota, Fungi, Ascomycota, Eurotiomycetes, Onygenales, Arthrodermataceae. The record is from RefSeq and is a predicted model, not a curated record.